Molecule: messenger RNA, 4965 nt
Organism: Haplochromis burtoni (Burton's mouthbrooder)
Lineage: Eukaryota; Metazoa; Chordata; Actinopteri; Cichliformes; Cichlidae
Product: adenosine deaminase RNA specific B1
Exons: 6
Coding region: 3127-4965 (612 amino acids)
Biological process (GO): adenosine to inosine editing; RNA processing
Cellular component (GO): cytoplasm; nucleolus
Molecular function (GO): tRNA-specific adenosine deaminase activity; double-stranded RNA adenosine deaminase activity; double-stranded RNA binding
Source: RefSeq, a predicted model, not a curated record
CUGGAUCAGCCCUUCAAGCUGUAUGUGGACGCAAGCCACAUUGGUGCAGGUGCUGUUCUAGUCCAAGCUGACAAGCAAGGUACUGAACAUCCAGUUAGUUUCUAUUCCAAGAAGUUCAACUCCCAUCAGCUGAAUUAUUCGGUCAUUGAAAAGGAAGCUUUGGCAUUAGUUUUGGCCUUGCAGCAUUUCAGAGUAUAUUUGGAUUCUGCUCGGCCAAUUGAGGUAUCUUCUGACCAUAACCCUCUCACUUUCUUGAACUCAUUGCAGAACGCAAAUCAGAGGCUCAUGCAUUGGCUCUCUUUUUGCAGCCUUACACUUUGGACAUCAAGGGCAAAGAUAAUGUCUUGGCAGAUGCUUUGUCCCGUGCCCCUUUGUAACCAGCAGCUUCACUCCUCAUAUGCUUUGAAGUAUGUCCUCUCCAGUAUCGUUUUCCUUCCUCUUAAAUUGCUCCUAGGUACCAAGGUUGCUGAGGUUGGAAAUGUGCUGAAGAUGGAAGGACUUUGAGCAUGCAGAAAGGUGUUGCGUGGGUGUACAUAUGUUGGACAUUAAUCUCUACAUGUUCUUCUAGCUGCAAAUUCAUAAUGUACAUGAUUGUGUUUGUCGACUCAGGGUGAAACUCUGUUCUAUGGGGGGAGUGUGACAGCCAGUGGGCUGGCCUUUUGUUUUGCUUUUUCUGUUACCUGUUUCUUGCAGGUAGGUGGAGCUGACCCAAUUAUAGAUGCAGCACACCUGAGAAGGCCAGUCCCAGUGUAUAUAAGGACACCUUGACUGAACCAUGGGCGGCUGUCUCCAUCCAUCGUGUUUAUUUGAGGCUUCAGUUAUGGCUGUUAUAUCAUUUCAAUUGUGUUUCAGUUUCUUCACCUUAUUUUCAUUAAAUAUAUCGUACAGCCUUUAAAAGCCUGUGUGUGGUCUCCCACUUGCUUGUCAUUUCCUUUGAGCUGGGUUGUGACAGACCCGACUCAAAGACAGACAUUUUCCAAUACAGUAAGAGACAGUCAAUCGAACGGCCUCUGUGCUGGUGAAAUUCAGCAAUGCUCUGGGGACUCGUUCAGUGGAGUGGCUUUACAGAUAAAAGCUCCCAACAUAAAGAAAAAUGGCAGCAAGGAACUUGAGCUGAAGACUGAAGAUUGAGGGGAAAUGUGUUUAUUGCAGAAGAUCAAGCACAUACCUCAGAAUUACUUUGGCUAUUUUAUUUCUAUCCCAUAGCUUUAAAAUUCUUUGGAUGUUCUUUGACAUCACACAUGACAUGAAAUACAAGCAGAUUCUGGAGUGGCUUAAAUGAUUUGAAUUACUAACUACACUGUAUUUUUACACACCAGUGCUGGAGCUCCCACAGAUCCCACGAGGCAGGUCAAGUUUGGCUUGAUUAAACACCGGGGCAUCACAUCCACUAAACAUUCUCAGGAUAAUGUUCAAACUGUUCAUCACCUUUAUGAUAUUAACUAGAAUGCAGAAUGUUACUAUGGUGCUGAUCAGCAGCUUCAUGAAACCAUAGGUAUUUGUAUCCAUUCUGUGAGGUCUUGUGGAUAAAGUCAAGUUAAUGACAAGGUGCAAUAACAAUUUUGGCAUCUAUGGUACAUGGAUGUGGUGCUUCUGGCUCCCCAUAUACAGUAUGUAUGGUCAACCGAUUUGGCUCAGUGUGACACUCUUCGUGUUCAAGCCCAUAGUUUCAGAGAUUCAUUCAUUCAUUGUGCAACAGCUGCUAAUAUUUUCACUGUCUGCAGAACUGGAGGGCUCUUAAUCUUCACAUGAGUUCAGAGUUCAGCUGGCACAGCGAUUUAGAAUAUUUUACCUCAUGAGGGUAUAUUAAAUUUAGUCUAUGGUAUUCAGAAAGUAAACAGUACAAGGACUGUGUUUGUUGGGCCAAAACCACAAAAGAUGUUCUCCUUGAUGAGGAGGAGUUGAUACAACCCCUCUUCUCUGACUCCGCCCACCUCUGCACUGCUGCUUGAGUUUGGUCUGAAGUUCUGCUGACAACUCCGACUCUAGACGAUAUGAAUAUAACAGUGCUGAAAAAAACAAAAAACAGAGUCUCUUCCACCAAAUCCAAUAUUUACAUUUUUUAUUAGAAAUGGUCAACACCUGUAACAUAUCUGACUCAACUUUGCAUGUUUCCUGCAGGUGAAGGGCUGCUCAUCAUUGGAGGACACAAAGUAGAAAGCAUGAGUGAGUCACUAAUGUCUUUGUUUCAAAUCCUGCUAAAGAUAAAGUCUUCAUUUGAAAUAUAAAAAUAAAUGAAUAAUACAUAAUAUAUGUCCAGGUAUUUUAUGAGGAAACACAAUUAUUAUUUAAAUAUCCCACAUAUUCACAUAGGAUGGUCCUUGAACAUGUAUCAUCUUUAGCUUUUUUUAGGAUUGAUCUACUAUGAGACUUCAGUCUGAUUUGAUGGCAGAUUAUGCUUGUUCCCUUGCUCUUAAAGAAGUUCCCUCUAAAGACCCCUAAGAGUUUCGUUCCAGAAGUAGUACAGUACACACUUUAUUAUUCGUGUUAGACAGCAGUAAUCCUGUCCCUGUCCUGUGUAAGCCCAGUGUUCCUCCAGCGUCACUUCCAGGAUAUUUUUGGCCAAAUAUCCAGAAUUUACAAAGUAAUUAGAAUACAAUUUCUGUUAAAUAAGAUAACAUUUUAAGCAUAAUAGUCUGAAAACAGAAGGGGAGAUUAUGGGUUUACUCCACAUUUGUUCAGAUGCUGCUGACUCUAAUCUCUGGUAACCACAUUUCCUUAAAACCUUUGCUACAUAUAUAUAUAUAAGGUGAAUCCUGCAUUUUAUAGGAAUGUUUUCUGUACGUAACACUGGACAGAGUAACCUAUUAAGCUGUUGCGUGAGGAUGUUAUAAAUGAAAAUUGGCACCAAGUUUGGCUUUGUUGACCGGGCCUUGUGAUGUGUGCCCCCAGACUGUUUAUGUAGGUUUUCAGUCAUCCAGGUCGAAGCAGUGUAGGGACAACCCCCACGAGGGUUUAAACACCUAUGACUCUCCACCAUUGGGUUUUAGAAAUGAAGAGGCCUCUUGGAUGAGCGGUGAAAUGUCUUCACAAAACUGAAAGUCACUUUCUUUCCAAGCUCCUUUUACUGUAUUCAAAAUAUAAAAUCAUUCCGAGAAAGACUUCAGGAAAGAUACAUAGUGAGUAAUGUAUAAUGAGAUACAUAUUAAGCUUUCCAUGUUAAAGAAAGUAUUAAAUGUUAACAAUCUACAUCCACAAGAUAAAGCAAUCUCUAAAUUUUCCAUUUACAAGAUCCUUCAACAAAGGCAUAGUGAGUUACUCUUUCUGGGCACUGCAGGUUCAUGCAGCGUUAAGGAAAAUCAGAACCGGGACAACCACGUCUCCAAAGAGCGAAUUGCAGCUGAGGCUGUUCAACUCCCCAGUGGGAAUGCGAGGCAUGGGAGGAAACGUCCCUUAGAAGAAGGCAAUAAUGGGCAUACCAAUUCCAGGUACAGGCCCAGGAAGCGUAAGAAAGUCCCUCGGCCCAUACCGCCCAAAAAUGCUCUUAUGCAGCUGAACGAGAUCAAGCCAGGGUUGCAGUAUAAACUCCUCUCUCAGACUGGGCCGGUCCAUGCACCAGUCUUUGAGAUGACCGUGGAGGUCAAUGGGCAGGUUUUUGAAGGUCUGGGUCCUACCAAGAAGAAGGCUAAGCUGAGUGCAGCAGAAAAGGCACUGUGCUCCUUCGUCCAGUUUCCUAAUGCAUCGGAAACACAUGCUGCCAUGGGCCGGACCCUGUCUGCUCACACGGACUUCACCUCGGACCAUGCCAUUCCAGAUAUGCUCUUUAGUGCAUCGGAGACAUUCAACCCCACAGAAGACACUUUUUACCUUGGUUCCAAUACCAGUUUCUUCAGUUCACUGGGAAUAGAGUACCUAUUGCCAUCCUCUCCUGUCCCAAACCUGGCACAGUCUCCCUUACCUCCAGCACCCUCCGCCUUCAUCUCCCUAACAGCCGGCAAGAAUCCUGUCAUGUUUCUCAAUGAGGUGCGGCCAGGCCUCAAGUAUGACUUUGUGUCAGAAAGCGGGGAGAGUCAUGCCAAGAACUUUGUCAUGUCGGUGACGGUAGACUCUGAGAAUUUCCAGGGUUCUGGGCGCAAUAAGAAGCUGGCCAAGACUCGGGCUGCCCAAGCUGCUCUGUCUGCUCUCUUUAAGAUACAGCUGGACCAGACACCAUCACGACAGCCAAUACCCAGAGAGGGACUGCAGCUUCACCAGCCACAGAUCCUGGCAGAUGCAGUCUCUCAUCUAGUUAUUGAUAAGUUCAGCAAACUGACGGAUAACUUCAGGGCUCCACAUGCUCAACGGAAAGUCUUGGCAGGUGUUGUCAUGACAGCAGGUGCAGAUGUGAAGGAGGCUCAGGUCAUCUGCGUAUCCACAGGGACAAAGUGCAUCGGUCGUGAAUACAUGAGUAACCGAGGUUUGGCCCUCAAUGACUGCCAUGCAGAGAUUGUAGCUCGUCGGUCUCUCAUUAGGUUCCUGUACUCCCAGCUGGAGUACUUCCUCAGUAACAGUGAAGAAGAACAUCAGAAAUCCAUUUUUAUGCGGUGCGAUAACAGUCAAGGCUUCAGAGUAAAGGAAAAUGUCCAAUUCCACCUGUAUAUCAGCACCUCCCCCUGUGGAGAUGCUCGCAUCUUUUCACCUCAUGAAGGCGGAGUGGACGAUCAGGGAGAUGGACAUCCCAACAGAAAGGCCCGUGGGCAGCUGCGCACUAAAAUUGAGUCUGGUGAGGGAACCAUACCUGUGCACUCCAGUAACACCAUCAAGACAUGGGACGGUGUUCUUCACGGAGAAAGGCUGCUUACCAUGUCUUGCAGCGACAAGAUUGCAAGAAAAAUUGGUGGAGAGUACCAGAUUUUAAGCCCUAUGGGAGUGUCCCCCCAAGAAGGUCAUGGACCCCCUUAUGAUCGACUACCUAAUCACACGAGGCAAGGUGUGAAAAUCGACGUGGGUCACAAUCAGCUAAGGUUUCGGGUGGACCUACUGUGA